Molecule: messenger RNA, 1823 nt
Organism: Setaria italica (foxtail millet)
Lineage: Eukaryota; Viridiplantae; Streptophyta; Magnoliopsida; Poales; Poaceae
Product: cytochrome P450 704C1
Exons: 4
Coding region: 60-1586 (508 amino acids)
Molecular function (GO): monooxygenase activity; iron ion binding; oxidoreductase activity, acting on paired donors, with incorporation or reduction of molecular oxygen
Source: RefSeq, a predicted model, not a curated record
CGGCUGCCACCCACCUUGGGCCGAGACAACAUCUGUGCUCACCGGCGUCACCGCCGGGCAUGGACUCGCCACUGAGCCAACCUGCGCUGCUCGCGCUAUCCUUGCUCUUCCUCCUCGCGCUCCACCUCGCGCGUCGGCGCCGCGGCAGAGGCAGGAACCGGAACUACCCGCCGGUGGCCGGCACCGUGCUGCACCAGCUGCUCAACUUCGGGCGCCUGGUGGAGUACCAAACCGAGCUCGCCCGCCGGUACCGCACCUUCCGCAUGCUCACCCCGACCUGCAACUACGUCUACACCGUCGAGCCCGCCAACGUGGAGUACAUGCUCAAGACCAACUUCGCCAACUACGGCAAGGGGGCGACGAUGCACGACGUUCUGGAGGACCUCCUCGGCGAUGGCAUCUUCAACGUGGACGGCGCCAGGUGGCGGCACCAGCGGAAGGUCGCCAGCCACGAGUUCUCCACCCGGGUGCUGCGCGACUACAGCAGCGGCGUGUUCCGCGACACCGCCGCGGAGCUCGCGGGUAUCGUGGCCGCCGCCGCGCGGGGCGACGGGGGGAUCAGGGUGGACAUCGCGGACCUGCUGAUGCGGUCGACGCUGGACUCCAUCUUCAAGAUCGGGUUCGGCGUCGGCCUGGGCUCCCUGUCCGGGUGCAGCAAGGAGGGCGCGGCGUUCGCCAGGGCGUUCGACGACGCCAGCGAGCAGGUGCUGUACCGCUUCUUCGACGUGUUCUGGAAGGCCAAGAGGCUCCUCAACGUCUCCUCGGAGGCGGCCAUGAAGCACUCGGUCCGCACCAUCAACGACUUCGUGUACGCCGUGAUCGACAGGAAGAUCGAGCAGAUGGGCAGAAACCAUCAGGAAUUCGCCAAGAAAGAGGACAUCCUGUCGAGGUUCCUGCUCGAGCGCGAGCGAGAUCCCGGCUGCUUCGACAACAAGUACCUGCGGGACAUCAUCCUCAACUUCGUCAUCGCCGGCCGCGACACCACGGCGGGGACUCUGGCCUGGUUCCUCUAUAUGCUCUGCAGGAACCUGCACAUCCAGGAAAAGAUCGCGCUGGAGGUGCGCGCCGCCACCACGGGCGACCGCGACGUCGGUGUGCAGGAGUUCGUCGCGUUCCUGACCGAGGACGCCAUCAGCAAGAUGCAGUACCUGCACGCCGCGCUGACGGAGACGCUCCGGCUCUACCCAGCCGUGCCCAUCGAUGUGAAGUACUGCUUCUCGGACGACACGUUGCCGGACGGCUACGCGGUGAGGAAAGGGGACAUGGUGAACUACCAGCCGUACCCCAUGGGCAGGAUGAAGUUCCUGUGGGGCGUGGACGCAGAGGAGUUCCGGCCGGAGAGGUGGCUCGACGACGAUGGCGUGUUCGUCCCCGAGAGCCCCUUCAAGUUCACGGCUUUCCAGGCGGGGCCUCGCAUCUGCUUGGGAAAGGAGUUCGCGUACAGGCAGAUGAAGAUCUUCGCGGCCGUGCUGCUCUACCUAUUCAGAUUCGAGAUGUGGGAUGCCAGCGCCAUCAUGGGUUACCGGCCUAUGCUGACGCUCAAGAUGGAUGGCCCGCUCUACGUUCGCGCGUCGCUCCGGCGAUGAGAUGCGGUUGGAGGUUAGCCUGAUGCCCUGAUGCCAAAACGUCAACGCCUCCGUGUGUCCCAUGGUCUGAUCGUGUCUACUUUGGAAAGUAGGAUUUGAAAAUGAGAUAUUUCCAUCUGUUGGUAUCCUCGAGAACGUGGGGUUCAGCAGCUGUGCAUAGUAUUAUAUUGGAUGAUUAUUGUAAUAGAGUAGGAUCAAGCUGAUCAAAACAAAUAAAGUUGCCAGAUUUGCACAGUC